Messenger RNA from Gossypium arboreum, 983 nucleotides. RefSeq names its product BAG family molecular chaperone regulator 2-like. The coding region runs from base 170 to 664 and encodes 164 amino acids. The record is from RefSeq and is a predicted model, not a curated record. Gene Ontology annotation, molecular function: protein binding. NCBI's taxonomy places the organism in Eukaryota, Viridiplantae, Streptophyta, Magnoliopsida, Malvales, Malvaceae. The transcript is spliced from 2 exons.
CAAUGCAUUUUAGCCUUAGGUGGCUUUCUUUUUUCUUUUUUUUUAAUUCACUUCUUUUCUUCCCCUCAACCUAUGCUUUCCCACUAUUAUAUAAUACCUGCUUCAUCUUUUGUUGGAGAGACAUUGAUACCUAGUGAUUAGCUUGGGGAAAAAAGAGGCAAAAACACAAAUGAUGAAGUUGAAGUCAAAGAGGUUUUGCAGAGGCAGCUUUAAGUUUGGCAAUGGUGGAAAUAGUGUAAAAGGUGGUGAAAAAAGAUGCGGAAACAAUGAUAAUACUAUUAUAAGUGAAAUCAAAUGGGAACUUAGGCCUGGUGGGAUGCUUGUUCAAAAGAGAGAAACCAGUUUUUCAAGUGUUGGAGAAGGGAUGAUCACUGUUAGAGUCUCAACUGUUUCUGAAUGCCAUGAUGUUUCCAUUGAAUCAACUUCCACAUUUGGGGAAUUGAAGAUGAUUUUGUCAUUGAUAACAAGCUUGGAGCCAAGAGAGCAAAGGCUAUUAUUCAAAGGGAAAGAAAGGGAAGAUGAUGAAUAUUUACACAUGGUUGGGGUCAAAGACAAAGAUAAAGUGCUUUUGCUUGAAGAUCCAGCAAUUAAGGAAAUGAAGAAGCUUCAUAGAUUGGCAGGAACCCAACAAAUUGGCACUCCAUAUUGCACCAUAAGUGUAUGACUCUGAUUAAAAAACAACCAAAAUAUUUCUACUCACUAACCGCCAAGAAAGUGCUGAAUUUAUGGGUGAAAGUAUCUUUUUCAAUGUUUCACUUUGAUUAGAUUAGGGACUUGGGUUGUAUUAAAAAGCUACAUAUAAUUCAAUAGGAAAGUGAGAUGCAUUGCCACAUAGUUUUCCAUAGUUUAAUUUGGUUAUAGCUAACAACCAAGUAGCUAUACCUCGGCAUUUAAGGUUUGGUAUUCAAGUUCUGAAAAUGGCAUCCUUUUCCUAUUUUGUAAUGAUUUUAUUAUAAAAAUAUGUUAUUUCUAAUUUUAUGUAA